Ilyonectria robusta is the source of this 3882-nucleotide messenger RNA. RefSeq names its product DNA replication ATPase. Gene Ontology annotation, molecular function: ATP binding; DNA binding; ubiquitin binding. Gene Ontology annotation, cellular component: mRNA cleavage factor complex; nucleus. Bases 1 to 3882 code for a protein of 1293 amino acids. The record is from RefSeq and is a predicted model, not a curated record. The transcript is spliced from 7 exons. NCBI's taxonomy places the organism in Eukaryota, Fungi, Ascomycota, Sordariomycetes, Hypocreales, Nectriaceae. Gene Ontology annotation, biological process: DNA repair; regulation of DNA repair; DNA-templated DNA replication.
AUGUCUUCUGACUCUGCCGAAGUGGCGGAGGAUUAUCGCCUCGCCCUGGAGGACCUCUCCUCCAACAUGCGAUUCGAAAUCAGCAACCUGACAGUAAUUGCGCGAGAAAACACGGAGCACGCUCUGGCCAUCGCAGAGGCCCUGCAGCAGCACAUCCUCAAGGCACCACCCAACAAGAAACUUCCCGCCCUUUAUGUGCUGGACUCGAUCGUCAAGAAUGUUGGCACUCCGUACACCCUUUACUUUGGCCGCAACCUGUUCAAGACAUUCAUGGAGUCGUAUGCUGUGGUCGACCAGCCCGUCCGUCGCAAGAUGGAGGAGAUGUUGAGGACCUGGAAGGAGCCCGUUCCUGGAUCGAUGGAUAGCCGACCUGUCUUCACACAUGAGCUGGUGCGCCCGAUUGAAAAUGCGCUCAUGAGAGCACGAGCUGCAAGCAUGCCUCCGCAAGGGAUGAUGCCGGGCAGAGCUCGUUCAGCCAUGCCGCAUCGUGAUACUCCCACACCUCCCGGAAUGCGAGGCAAUGGCGCGCCACAGGGAUACCCAGCGCAACAAUACCCACCCCAGAACGGCAACUCACCCUUCCCCGGCCAACAGGCCCCGUUCUAUCCCCCUCACUCAACCCCUCAGCCUGCUGGUUCAGCCCCCGCGCCUUUCCAACCUCCGUAUGCAGGAGUGCAUGGAGCCGCUGGACCGGUCGCACCUGCUGGAAUAAGCAUAGAAACAUUGAGCAAGGACAUUCAGAACCUGAUUGUGGCGACGAAGGCGGAAUUUUCGCACAACCCCCAUGAUGCUAGUGUUCAGAACAGACUAAGAGCCCUCCUGGACCUCCAAGGCAUUGUGCAAAGCACUAGCUUGCCGCCGGACCAGCUCGAGCUCAUUAAGAACAAAGUAACUGAACUUGCUGCCGUAAACAUGAGGGGCCUCUCGGCCCAGAACUCUACCCCUACGCCUGCAACCGUACCUCCCCAGGCACCGCCGGCACCUCCGGUGGCUGUAACUCCCUCGCCCGCGCCCGCGACUUCGGCCAUCGGGAGCGUGACGCUCGACUCGCUGCUGGGACCGGGUGCGUUGGCGGCCUUGAUGGCGAGACAGUCGGCGACUCCGCAGAAUGCGACACCAACCCCAACCCCUCCGUAUGCUAAUGUGGCUAUCCGAUCACCACCGCCGACUCACACCGAGCCACCGAAGCCCGCUGCGGCCCCGGCGCCCUCACCAGCCCCAGCAGCUCCGGCACAGGCACCGAACCCGUUGGCGUUGCUUGACCAGCUUCGGCUGGCUGGUAUGUUGCCAGCGGCCACUCCUCCAGCGCCCCCAGUCGCGCCGCCUCCGGCAUCGAUAUUGCCUGCCAACAUUGCGAGUAUCCUGGCUUCUACCAAGGCUGCCGCUGGCCUCAUGAGAUUUGACAUUGCACCGGGCAGGGGAGUCAACGCUGCUGCUCUAAAGCAACCAUUCCAUCCGUCCUUGCUUUCCCGUCUAUAUGAUGAGCUUGGACCGGCGUGUACCCAGUGUGGCCGACGGUUCAAGACGGAUGAGGAGGGAAGGAAGAAGAAGACGGCUCACAUGGACUGGCAUUUCCGAGUUCAUCAACGAAGCAAUGAGGCCGAGAAGAGGGGCAUGCACCGGAGUUGGUAUGUUGACCAACAUGACUGGGUAAAGUCACGAGAAGUCGUUGAUGCGGACCACAUUCCCGCCCCUGACGAGGCCUCGGCACAGGCAGUCAAGGCAGCGGCAGAGGCUGCGAAGCCCAAGUAUAUUCCCGUUCCUGAACCGUCCAAGGGCAUCAAUACAGUGUGCCCGAUCUGCCAGGAUCGGUUCGAGAAUAAGUGGCUAGACACGGCGCAGGAGUGGGUGUGGCUGGAUGCCGUCCUGGUAGGCAACCGGGCAUAUCACGCCUCGUGCCACGCCGAGGCAACACAAGACCGAGAGAGCACGCCUGGUAUUACACGGCCACCUGAGUCGUUGCUCGGAAAGCGCAAGGCCGACACGAGCAUGUCAUCUCCUAAAGUGCGGUCAUUGAAGACCUUACUUUUGGGGAGGAUGCAUUGCUGGAGAGCCGUUUUUUUGACGAUGAUUUUUUUUGAGAAGGGGAGAACCAUGGAGGAUUUGGGGCCACGCCUGCACCUUGGAUGGCACAUCACGCACAUAGCACAUAGCUCGACCAAUUCUGCGUCCCUGUGCCUCCUUCCCCCCUCCAACGAAGCGAUCAUGGCCGUCGACUGCCCCAUCUGCAACAAGCCGGUCAAGCCGUCCGAGAUCAACAGCCACCUCGACUCGGGCUGCACCAGCUUCAUCUUCGACAAAGACAAGGACCCCACACCGCCGCAGACGCAGACGCCCCAGGCCGCCGGCUCGCAGAAGCGCUCCGCGUCGACCUUCUUCUCCACGCCCGCCCCGAAGCGACAAAUCGCCCCUGACGGCCGUGUGGCGACGACGCCCGUCAAUGGCGCCUUGCAGCCCGUGAUAGGCAAGAAGCGGACGUUCGAGGAAGGCCCCGGGGCCGUGUUCGGAACUGGGCUGCGCGUGAAGCUGGAGGCGACGGCUGAGGAACGAGACGGCGAGGCGACUCCCGGCGCUGUCAAGAAUGAGCAGGAUGCGGACGGACGGGUGGUGAAGAAGACCAAGACGCACCGCUCAGCGCCGUUGGCAGAGCGCAUGCGGCCGCGGACGCUCGACCAGGUCUGCGGACAGGAGCUCGUGGGCCCCAACGGCGUGCUGCGCUCGCUGAUCGAGUCCAACCGCGUGCCGUCGAUGAUCCUCUGGGGUGCUUCGGGCACGGGCAAGACGACCAUCGCGCGGUGCAUCGCCAACAUGGUCGGCAGCCGCUUCAUCGAGCUCAACGCCACCAGCACGGGCGUCGGCGAGGUCAAGAAGCUGUUCCAGGAGGCCAUCAACGACGCCGCGCUCACGGGCCGCAAGACCAUCAUCUUCUGCGACGAGAUCCACCGCUUCAACAAGGCGCAGCAGGACGUCUUCCUCAAGCCCGUCGAGGACGGCACCGUCACGCUGAUCGGCGCCACCACCGAGAACCCGUCCUUCAAGGUCGCCAACGCGCUGCUCUCGCGAUGCCGCACCUUCACCCUGCAGGCGCUCACCACCGAGGACGUCGUGCGCAUCCUCAAGCGCGCGCUGGAGGAGGAGGCGUCCGUCUACCCGCCGACGCCGCUCCUCGACGACGCCAUGGUCUCAUACCUCGCCCGCUUCAGUGACGGCGAUGCCCGCACCGCCCUCAACCUCCUCGAGCUCGCCCUCUCGCUCACCACCCGCGAAGGCAUCACGCAGGAGGACAUCAAGGCGUCCCUCACCAAGACGCUCGUGUACGACCGCGCCGGCGACCAGCACUACGACACCAUCUCGGCCUUCCACAAGUCAGUCCGCGGCAAUGACCCGGAUGCCGCCCUCUACUACCUGGCCCGCAUGCUGCAGUCCGGCGAAGACCCGCUGUUCAUCGCCCGCCGCAUGGUCGUCAUCGCCUCCGAGGACGUGGGCCUCGCCGACAACACCCUGCUCCCGCUCGCCACCGCCGCCUACACGGCCACCCAGCAGAUCGGCAUGCCCGAGGCGCGCAUCCCUCUCGCCCACUGCGCCGUGGCACUGUGCGCCGCCAACAAGAGCACGCGCGCCUACCGCGGCCUCAACAACGCAUACGCUGCCCUGCGCGAACCGGGCGUCGCCAGCCUCCCCGUGCCGCUCCACCUGCGCAAUGCCCCGACUCGCCUGAUGCGCGAUCUGGGCUACGGCGCCGAGUACAAGUACCCGCCCAACUACCGCGAUGGCCUGGUCCGCCAGACGUAUCUUCCCGACGAGCUCGUGGGUAGGACGUUCCUCGAGGAGCGGGACUUGGGCACCGAAGUGGACCCUGAUAUGGCCAUGGGUGGCACAUAG